This is a messenger RNA of Magallana angulata, 2256 nucleotides long. RefSeq lists its product as uncharacterized. The transcript has a single exon. NCBI's taxonomy places the organism in Eukaryota, Metazoa, Mollusca, Bivalvia, Ostreida, Ostreidae. Gene Ontology annotation, molecular function: nucleic acid binding; zinc ion binding. The coding region runs from base 1 to 2256 and encodes 751 amino acids. The record is from RefSeq and is a predicted model, not a curated record.
AUGUCAGCAACCUAUUUGAAAGGACUUUUUACCAGGUACAGAAAUCUUAUAGAGACAGAAAUUAAAAAGGCUGAUCAACUUGUGUCGAUAGAUGUAUCCGAGGAAGAUCCGACAGCUCUACUUAGAAAUGUUGAAACAUCAGUGAGACGGAUAAAGGAGUUCAGCGCCAAACUUGAAGAAACGAUGGAGAAGUGGUCAAUGUUGAUAGAGGGCCAAGAGACUAGACAAGGUGAACAAGAGAAAUUCAGUAAAAUCAGUGGGAAGGUGUUCCUUUCAUUAAAUGAGGCAAAUGAUCGCUCUGAGCAGCUCAUCAUUCUUGAGAAAACACUACAAGAAAAACUUACAACUCUGAAGAAACCUCCCGAUAUGACAGACCCAAGACUAGAUCACCUGAUUCAUUUACAAGCAAAGAUGCAGGAACAAAUUAUUCAUUUUCAAGAGCUGUCACUCCAACAACACAACCCAGUGGCAGACUCAGUGGCAGUUAAACUUCCAAAGUUAGAACUACCUUCCUACAAUGGAGAUAAAAUUAAGUUCAAGGAAUUCUGGGAUUCCUUUCAAGCUACUGUUCACAGGAACCAUAAGCUCUCAAACAUUGAGAAAUUUAACUAUCUCAGAAGCAAACUUACAGAAACAGCUCGACUAGCCAUAUCUGGACUUUCACUUUCAAAUGAAAACUAUGAUGUAGCUAUUUCUAUUCUGAAGGACAGAUUUGGAGACGUGCAAUCAGUUAUCAACAAACAUUAUGUUGAACUCAUUAAUACUCAGCCAGCUACCAAUGACACAUCAAGUCUGCGUAAGUUACAUGAUGACAUUGAGAGACACAUGCGCAGCUUGGAAGCUUUACAUCAGGAUGUCAACCAGGAUGUAUUCAUCCCCAUGAUUACCUCGAAACUACCCAAAGAAACCCUACUGCAGCUUGAAAUACAAAAAGGCUCACAGGAAAAGUGGACGGUGCAGAAACUGAGAGAUUUAAUGAAAAGUUACAUCACAGUGAAAGAAUCAGCAGAACUUCAAGCUUCUAGUGUUGUAAGACAUGAAGAGAGGCACACCACAACAGAAGCCUUAGUGAUCUCAACUAAUAAGGAGUCAGCAAUAAGACGAAACAGACCAACGAGAGUUCCAGUGAAACCUACAGUAUGCACCUUUUUUGAGGGUUCUCAUUGGACUGAUGAAUGUAGAAAAUACAGAACCAUAGAAGAUAGAAAACAGAGACUCAGGGGGAAGUGCUUUGUCUGCUUGAAGCCUGGCCACAGAAGUAAAGAAUGCAGAGUUGAGAAGACAUGUUAUCAUUGUAAGCAGCAUAUCCACCAUAGAAGCUUAUGUCCCAAGAAAAUACCUUUCCGUCAAAGAGAAAGUUCACACCUGACUGAAGAAAUAAGCACAACAGAAGAGACUUCGAAGUUUCAAAAGGAUUCGGAGAAUAGUUUAUUAUCAUCAGGUGAUAUUGUUUUGAUGCAGACAGCAAAAACAGAGGUUUCUAACCAAUAUAGUGAAAAUUCAGAACCAGCUAGACUUCUUAUGGACUCAGGAUCUCAGAGAACAUACAUAACAGAGAACUUAGCUGACAGAUUACAGUUGAAAAGCCAAGCAACAGAGAAGAUAUCCUUGAUAACCUUUGGUGCAGAAAGGCCUAAAAUAGUGAAAACACCUACAGUUUCCUUGAAACUGAAACUCAAGGAUGGACAUUAUUUAAGUAUUGAUGCAAAUGUUGUACCCACAAUUACAGGAACAGUCCAGAGAAAACCGGUUCCCAAAGACAUUCAAGACAGAUGUCAAACCCUGUGGAAAAAUCUACAGUUAGCAGAUACUCUACCAGUGAAGUUUGAAAACUGGACAGUUGACAUCCUGAUAGGUAAUGACUAUUACCUGGAUUUGUUACUACCAGAAAUAAUAGAAAUCCAAAAGGGAUUUUACCUACUUGCUUCUAAACUUGGAUGGAUUCUCACUGGAAGGACCCAAAGACCAUAUUGUAAAGAUGAUGAGCAAGUUAUGAUGAUUACCAAUGGGAAUUUAUCUCUCACAGAAUAUUGCCUCCAUUCCAGAGUGGAUGAGUGCCUAUCGGUGAAACCUUCCAUUGAUGAUUUUUGGAAUCUGGAGACAAUUGGAAUUCAAGAUUCUCCUUACACUUCAGAUGACGGAAAAGCCCUGAGAAAUUUCAAUAGCACAUUGAAGAUAGAAAACAACAGAUACCAGGUCACAUGGCCUUGGAAGGAAGAAUUUCCAGAUCUUCCAGAAAAUAGAGAACUAGCAUAA